Molecule: messenger RNA, 1083 nt
Organism: Anopheles marshallii
Lineage: Eukaryota; Metazoa; Arthropoda; Insecta; Diptera; Culicidae
Product: microfibril-associated glycoprotein 4-like
Exons: 1
Coding region: 1-1083 (360 amino acids)
Source: RefSeq, a predicted model, not a curated record
AUGUUUAAACGAAUUCGCAAAGGCUUCGUAUUAGUUGCGUUAGUAUUGCUUUCGGCAUCGGUGGUUAAAGGUGUAACAGAAAACGUUCCAGAAUCGUGUACAACGGAUUGUGGUUACGAUGCGCUCUCUGAUAAGUUGGAAUAUCUACAGUAUAAGCUGAUCGAGCUGGAGUUCGCAAUGAAGGAGGAUCGAGAGUCAACCAGCCAGCAGAUUGCACACCAGGCAACCCUCUCCGCUGGAAUGCUGUUUGCAUUAAACCAACUUAGCCAGUCGUUAGGCCACAAUCUUACGGUGUUGCAGACUCAAACGAGCCAAAUACUCACGCAGCAGGUGGCUUGCGCCAAUCACGACCAGAUGAGAAAGGAGAUCCAAAUGAUAACACUGAAAAAGGGCAAAUUGCCAGCCAAAAGUCGUUCGACUGUUGAAGUACCAAGCAAAGGUUGCCCGUAUCAAAGCUACCGGUCGUGCAAGGAAGUGCCUGGCCAGCAAUCGGGAAAGUAUCUGUUACAGCCGAGUGACUAUGCUGAACCAUUCAUGGGCUAUUGCGAGCAGACUCGUUUCGGUGGUGGUUGGCUCGUGAUCCAGCGUCACACGAACGGUUCACUGAAUUUCUAUCGCAACUGGGACGAGUAUCGUGAUGGUUUUGGACACAUCGAUCGAGAGUUCUGGAUCGGGUUGGAACGUUUGCAUCAGUUGACCACGGCACGUAUGUACGAGCUUGUGGUGGAGCUGGAAGAUUUUGGCGGAAGCUAUUUGUACGCACAAUAUAAGGAGUUUCAGAUCGGUAAUGAGACGGAACACUAUGCAUUGAAGAAGGUGGGCAAUUACUCCGGUUCGGCGGGUGACUCACUGUCUUCCCACCAGGGAAUGAAGUUUUCGACUGUCGAUCGGGACAAUGAUCACAGACCGGGUGAAAAUUGUGCCGUCUUGAGUGAAGGUGCCUGGUGGUAUAAUAAUUGCCACUAUUCGAAUCUUAACGGGCGGCGUAUGAACAAGAACGACCAAAAGUCGAUGUGUUGGUACCAUUACAAAAACAACUUUGUUGGUAUGGCUUAUUCGAGGAUGAUGAUACGAGAGGUUUAA